Messenger RNA from Juglans microcarpa x Juglans regia, 991 nucleotides. RefSeq lists its product as uncharacterized. Bases 132 to 827 code for a protein of 231 amino acids. The record is from RefSeq and is a predicted model, not a curated record. The transcript has a single exon. Lineage: Eukaryota; Viridiplantae; Streptophyta; Magnoliopsida; Fagales; Juglandaceae.
ACAACUACUGUUCCAUCUCUAGCUCCCUGGCUCCUUGAAUAUCUAAACUCCUUCUGACAGAGUCCUUUUAAACCUACUAUCUCAAAACCUCUAAACUGUAUUAAUUAGUAUUCAUAUUUCUCCUUUCAUCAAUGGAUUCAACUAUGGGAGAAAAGCUUAGAGCCAUGAAUAGUUACAAAAAGAGUCAGUUUCUUUACAGUCUCAUUCUUCAUUCUCUUAUAGCACUAACAUGUAGUUUACUAUGUUCUUACUGUUACCGGUUUCCUUCUCUUUGCUGUGCAAUGAAGCAUUUUCUGUUCACCUCUCUCCCAAAUAUUUCUUCUUUCUUCGUUAAACCCAAGUGUUUGUUCAUCGUUGUCAAUGUCAUAGUUGUCUUUCUUGUGGGGGAAUCUAAGCUUUUCGACUCAAACUUGUCACCGGCGAGUGACCUUUACGACGAAUAUGUGGAGAGGAGUCACAGUCUCAGGGGACAGUACUCCACUUCUCGAGAGAGCAAAGUGGAGAGGAAUUCUGAAACUCAUGAUGUGUAUAUUAAGCACAGUCUAGACUACUCCAAUCAGCUUCCAGAGGAAAAAGAAGAGAGGAAAUUGGAGAUGAUCUUGAUCGAGGACAGUACGAAUAUGAUUGAAGGAAAAAAAGUGAUGAAAGAUCAAGAGGAGGCAGAAGAUAAAAAAGAUCAAGUAAAAGCAGAAGUUGAGGACGAUGACGAUGAAGAUGAGAUGGGAUUGCCUGCUGAGGAGCUAAAACAAAGAGCUGACGAGUUUAUUGCCAAAGUCAAUAAACAAAUGUGGCUUGAAGCCAACUUAAUGGUUUGUGCAAAAGCCUGAUUAAUCAGGGACUCUGCCAAAAAAAGAGAGAGAGUUUGGGAAAAAUAAACCAUGGGAAUUAUUCUGUCUUGUAGCUAGCUAACUAGGGAUCAUAGUAUCAUACUUCAUAGGAAUUAAUCUUGAUUAAUUAGUACAGAUCAUGCUCAACUUCUUGUGUACUUUGA